This is a messenger RNA of Canariomyces notabilis, 1626 nucleotides long. RefSeq names its product DnaJ-domain-containing protein. The record is from RefSeq and is a predicted model, not a curated record. Gene Ontology annotation, cellular component: cytoplasm. NCBI's taxonomy places the organism in Eukaryota, Fungi, Ascomycota, Sordariomycetes, Sordariales, Chaetomiaceae. Gene Ontology annotation, molecular function: nucleic acid binding; zinc ion binding. The transcript is spliced from 3 exons. The coding region runs from base 1 to 1626 and encodes 541 amino acids.
AUGGGAGCCGAGCAGUCGGCCCCGCGGGGCACCGGCAACCAAGCCACAGCCGCCGCUGCACGCAAGACAUGCUACUACGAGCUGCUGGGCGUUGAUCGCGAGGCGCCCGAUGAAGAGAUCCGCAGGGCGUACAAGAAAAAGGCUCUGGAACUCCAUCCGGAUCGCAACCUCAACGAUGUCGAGAAUGCCACACGGAGAUUUGCAGAGGUGCAGACCGCCUACGAAAUCCUGUCUGAUCCCCAGGAGCGAGCCUGGUACGACACGCACCGCGAUGCCAUUCUUAGCGGUGAGGACGACGUCGCCGGCGCCGCCGCUUCUGCCGAGCAGUCUCGCAGCGGUCACACCUCGGCCCAUGCCAUUUUCGCCCUGAUGGGCCGUUUUAGUUCGACCGUGCCAAUGGACGACAGCCCCCGAGGCUUCUUCAGCAUUCUCAACGAAUUCUUCGACCAGCUUGCCGCCGAGGAAAGGGCUGCGUGCGAGUGGGCUGGCGUGCCCCCUACAGAUUACCCGCCCUUUGGCCGAUCCACGGACGACUACAACGACGUCGCGAGGCCUUUUUACAAUGUGUGGGCGGGCUUUUCAACAAAGAAGUCGUUCAGCUGGAGGGAUAAGUAUCGCCUCCAGGAUGCGCCAGACCGCCGGAUCCGCCGCCUGAUGGAGAAGGAGAACAAGAAGUUCCGGGAGGAUGGCAUUCGGGAAUUCAACGACGCUGUCCAGUCUCUAGUCGCCUUUGUCAAGAAGCGGGAUCCGCGCUAUGUACCCAAUAAGCAGUCUGAGGCCAAGAGGCAGCAAGUACUGCGGAACUCGGCCGCAGCCCAGGCAGCACGGUCACGGGCCGCCAACCAGGAGAAGCUCGCCGAGUAUGUCGUGCCUGUGUGGGCGCAGACCCGAGACGACGAGGAGCAAAACGAUGAGUUUGCCGAGUCGGAAGAGGAUUCCGAGGUCGAACAGAUUGAGUGCGUCGUGUGCAACAAGACGUUCAAGAGUGAGAAGCAAUUUGAGGCGCAUGAGAAGAGCAAGAAGCACGUCAAAGCGGUGCAGCAGAUACAGAGACAGAUGAGGAAGGAGAACGCCAGUCUUGACCUCCAAGACGCAGAAACUGCUGCCUCGCCGUCACUGUCCGCGCCUCAAGACCGUGAAAAUACGGAAGACGUCAAGUCUGUGGGCUCUGACACACAUCGACAAGGCAACGACGUGGAGAGGCUGGAAGCUGACGCUCAGUUGCCGGCCAGGAGCGAUGGCAUUGACCAGGGCACGCAGUCUCCGUCCGACACCGAGGAUGAUGAGUAUGCUCCACGCUCGGCAGUCGAGGAGCGCAUCCUGAACGGGAAAGGCAAACGCACGACGGCGGAAUAUGCAGAACCAGGCGAGGAUAUUGACGCUACGGAUUCUGCAGCUGCCAGCACCGAAGGCAAGGGAGACAACAAGAAGGUAGGCAAAGCAAAAUUGAGACGGGAGAAGAAGGCUGCCCGCCAAGCCGCCGAAGCCAAAACAUCGGACUCCCAUAAAUGCGCCGUCUGCAAGGAGACUUUCACGUCCCGAACCAAACUGUUUGCCCACAUCAAGGACCUCGAUCACGCUGCUCCCGUGCCCAACGCAAAGGCGGGCAAGAAAACUAGGCGGUGA